AUGCACAUCGCUACUGCUGGCCUCGGCCUCGCCUUCACGCUCUUGGCGCUUAUACCUGACACCCUCGCCAACUCAGCCAUCCAUUCUCGGCGCGGCUGCCGUCCUUUCCAUGCCGAUUUCACUGCUCCGAACCCACAAGGCGCCUUUGACUCUGGAUUCUCACUUGUGGAUGGAUCAUAUGCGUUCACCAACCGCGGCCUCGAGUUGUAUCUCAAUAAGCCCGCCGGGCAGGUGACAACUUCGAAUGGAACAAACGAUAAGGUGGGAUGGGGUACCACGAUCAACUCGACUGUGCCGUUCAGGACUGGCAAAGCGACCUUCGAAGUCUCCUCGCCGUUGAUCAGCGGACUGGUUGUUGCGGGCAUUCUCAUAGGCACUGACACGGCUGACGAGAUCGACAUUGAAUUUGUUUGUGCACAGCACAAGACCUGGCAAACCAAUCUUUUCGUGGAACCACCCAACUCGCCACCAGAGUACAACCUCGGAUUCAGCACAAAAGAGCCUGUCGACAGCAUCGACCAAGUUCAUUCGUAUAGCAUCGACAUGAAUGACGCGAGAAUCCAAUGGAGUCUUGACGGGAGAGUAUUCAGAGUCUUGAAUAAAGAAAACUGCAUGCGGAACGGGUAUAUGCACUACCCUACGCACGAAAUGAGACUUCAGUUGGGUAUUUGGGAUGCUAGCGGGCCAAGUCGUUCGACAGCGUCGUGGGCAGACGGUCCUGUUGACUGGGAGCACGCUCCGGAUCGUGUUUCCGCAAUAUAUCGCGGUGUGACUGAACCACGUGAUCGUAUAACUUUGAUGUCCUCACCCCCAUGGGCACCAGACUCUUCUCCGCCCUCCUCCCCCAAUACCUACGGUGACUCUUCCCCGCCAGCGUCUCCUAGAAUUGACCCCGACUGCCUCGUUUCUCUGCCUGCUGGCCAGUUCGAUCUCUACGCCGCCUCAGCGAAACCCUGGAUACCGCCUGACAGUGAAAAGGGCGUCAAAAGAGCCAAACGACUCAACGAUUCUCCAUCACGUGAAAGGCAGGAGAAAAAACGACGUACAGAGGACUACUUGGAGGAUACCGUCGAGAUGAUGCCCUUCACACCGACACCAACACCGCGCCAGUCGACCGUCCGAGCAGAGGACGCAGAAGCCGCAAUUUGGGACAAGGCGGCCUCGGAUCUCAUCGAUAGUGGAAAUGGGAGCAUCCUUUUGGAUGGUUGUAAUUUGACCUCGAUUCCGAUGAGGUUUAUCGACGAUCUUGGCGCAUUUUUUGCUCCGUUAUACGUCCCACCACCACCGCCCAACCCAGUAUUACUGCUAGGUUCGACCCGCACGUUCAGUCGGGUAAAGACAGCUCCAGCUGUUUUGGGUCCCGGCUCCUCUCGUAUCUCUGGCGAAAUAGCGCUGUUUUUAGGCGUGAACCACAUCAAUAUUCUGCCGAAAGAGUUAUUCCAGGUGGAGAAGCUGACAGUUCUCAGCCUACGUUCCAAUUGUCUAACAGUGCUCCAUCCGGAUAUUCGUUUUCUAGUAAACCUUCACACCCUAAACAUCGCCAACAACCAACUAUCGUAUCUUCCAGCCGAAAUUGCUCAAUUACGCCUCCAGAAUCUGAAUGUCUUCCCCAACCCUUUCCUCAGCACCGACAGCAUGACGGUCAUUCCACAUGGCACGGGUUUCGUGUCUCGAACACAGAGACUCUUGCCGCGUGUGACUCCGCUCGUGGAGCUGUGUCUGCGCAUCCUAUUCACCUCCGACUUGCCUGGGGCCAACACCGUGAACGAUAUUCAUUCUCGGCGUCUAGCCAAGUACUACGAACUUCCUAUUCUAGAGAACGGCGAAGCGACCAAGUCACCUCCGCCAGGGAGGAAGCGUUUCACACAGGUCAUGCCCAUUUCACUGCGACGAAUACUGGAUGGGAUACACCCCAACAGUGUUUUCGAUUGGGAUGGCAACCUCUCCGCUGAGCAUGAUAUCGAACUUGGGGUCUGCAGUUCUUCUAAACAUCCUCACAGUCGUCCGUCCGUUUUUGUCAGGCCUGCUGAGGAGCGAUUCUCGUGGGAGAAGACGGUUGCGGGUGUAGAUCUUGGUGAUGUGGUGCCAUUACGAUGGCAAGGGUGUAACAGUGGCUGUCUGUCGUACCUAGGGCCAGAAGAGGAGCAUGCGGAGGAGGCAGAGGAAGAUGAGUUGAGGGUGGUACCAGGAGAUUUGCAUUUGGAUUUUGAUGAUGAGACAUAG
Messenger RNA from Mycena indigotica, 2223 nucleotides. Its product is annotated as Glycoside hydrolase family 16 protein. Gene Ontology annotation, biological process: carbohydrate metabolic process. Gene Ontology annotation, molecular function: hydrolase activity, hydrolyzing O-glycosyl compounds; protein binding. The transcript is spliced from 6 exons. Lineage: Eukaryota; Fungi; Basidiomycota; Agaricomycetes; Agaricales; Mycenaceae. Bases 1 to 2223 code for a protein of 740 amino acids. The record is from RefSeq and is a predicted model, not a curated record.